AUGUCUCGAAAACUUCAAUACAAACUCAUUGAUAUCGGUGCCAAUUUAGGCCAUCCAAGUUUCCGUGAUGACCUUUGUGCGGUAGUUGAAAGGGCAAAAGAAGCAGGGUUAUGUAAAAUAAUGGUGACCGGUACAUCAGUACAGCUUAGCAAGGAGGCUCAGAAGUUGACUGAGCAGUUUCCAAAUUUUUUAUACUUUACAGCUGGUGUCCAUCCACACGAUGCCAAAGAGUUUGAUGAUCAAACGAUUUGUGAGCUGAGAAAACUUUGUAGUGAACCCGGUUGUGUAGCUGUUGGAGAAUGUGGCUUAGAUUUUAAUCGCAAUUUUUCACCUCAAGAUCAGCAAAGAUUGGUAUUUAACGAGCAGCUGAAAUUAGCAUGUGAGUUAAAGAAACCGUUAUUUUUACAUGAAAGAGAUGCACAUCAAGAUAUGGUUGAUGCGCUCAAUAGGUAUAAAGAUCAACUACCUCCUGUAGUUAUACAUUGUUUCACUGGCAAAGCAAAAGAAGCCGAAACAUAUAUCAAAAUGGGAUGUUUUAUAGGACUAACAGGUUAUAUAUGGAAAGAUCGAAGUGAUGAUGGUGUCAAGUAUGCAUUGCGCAAUGGCAUAAUAACUGUGGAAAGACUUGUGUUGGAAUCAGAUGCACCUUUUAUGUACUCAAAAAUUGAUGACAAGAAAAUUCCAGCAGAAAUUCGUAACUGCAUCACAAAUGAAGCACGAAGUAUGCAUAAAUUCACUUCGUUCAAUAGAAAUGAACCGUGUGCCUUACCAGCGAUUUGUGAAUUAGUCGCUGCAUAUAUGGAGGAGAACCCCAUGAAAGUAGCGGAUGUUACUACAAAAAAUGCAAAGCAUAUUUAUAAUUUAGAAUAA
Messenger RNA from Thelazia callipaeda (thelaziosis nematode), 870 nucleotides. The record is from the annotation of a GenBank genome assembly. Lineage: Eukaryota; Metazoa; Nematoda; Chromadorea; Rhabditida; Thelaziidae.